Theobroma umbraticum is the source of this 1422-nucleotide messenger RNA. Its product is annotated as Co-chaperone GrpE family protein. Lineage: Eukaryota; Viridiplantae; Streptophyta; Magnoliopsida; Malvales; Malvaceae. The record is from RefSeq and is a predicted model, not a curated record. Gene Ontology annotation, cellular component: chloroplast. Gene Ontology annotation, biological process: protein folding. Gene Ontology annotation, molecular function: protein homodimerization activity; protein-folding chaperone binding; adenyl-nucleotide exchange factor activity.
CAACGGUCCAAAUCAAACCCCAACCCUCUUCCUCUUUAUCUUUACCCACCCUUUCUCUCUUCCUCCACCUCUCUCUCUCUCUCUCUCUCUCACUCUCCGCCUUCUCUAGAUUCUUGCAACCCCCAUGGCCACUCUCCUUAAAACGCUUCCGUUUAAAUCCCCUCCUUCUCUGCCUCCACGUGUAACACCCAUUUCCUUAAUCUCCCCAAAGCCCUUCCGUGUCUGCUUCAAACACAGAAUUGCUCGUACAAUCUGUCCCUUCCGGUUCAGCUCCACUCCCUCUCUCAGGUUCGUAAAGUUGGUUCCUUUUUCUUCAAAUGGAGGUGAAACUGAAACUACUGAGACCCAACAAGAAAUUCAAGAACCUCAAAUUGAGGACUCUUCAGAUGGUGCUAUUGCUAUUGAAGAGGAUGAUGGGGCCGAUGAGAGUAGUGACGUUGAAGAAAUACCUUCUUCAGCCCUAGUAUUAUUGCUCCAAUCAUACAAAGAAGCUUUGGCAAGUAAUGAUGAGUCAAAAGUUGCCGACAUAGAAGCAUUUUUAAAAUCCAUUGAAGACGAGAAAGUUGAUCUUGAAAAGAAUAUGGCUUCUUUGUUAGAAGAAUUGUCAAUAGAGAAGGAUCGAAUUAUUAGGAUUAGUGCAGACUUUGACAACUUCCGUAAGAGAACAGAGAGAGAGCGCCUUUCGUUGGUAACAAAUGCCCAAGGAGAAGUUUUGGAAAAUUUGUUGCCUGUUUUGGAUAAUUUUGAGCGAGCUAAAGCCCAAAUCAAGGUUGAAACCGAGGGAGAAGAGAAGAUCAGUAGCAGCUAUCAGAGCAUAUACAAGCAGUUUAUGGAGAUUUUGGGCUCGCUUGGUGUAGAACCUGUGGAAACAGUGGGAAAUCCCUUUGAUCCAAUGCUGCAUGAAGCAAUCAUGCGUGAGGAUUCCACAGAAUUUGAAGAAGGUAUCAUUCUUCAAGAAUUUCGCAAAGGUUUCAAGCUAGGAGACAGGCUGUUGCGACCAUCAAUGGUGAAAGUAUCUGCUGGUCCAGGACCUGCAAAGCCUGAACAAGGAGAGUCAUCAGGGGGGGCAGAUGUAGGUGAAACCACAGAGAUGAGUGAAACUGUCUGGAGCAAUGAAACUGCCAAAAGCAGUGAAACUAGCGAGACCAACCCAGGAGCAGAGUCUUGUUGAAGACUGGAGAGCAAACCCGGGUUCAGUUUUGUAUAAGCAACACAUAGUGUUAACACUGCCCCCACUGGUAGGACUCAAAAUUUUGGUGAUGGUGAUCGUUGUGGGUGAUAUAUCGUUGUUAAUUUUGUUUCUUUUUGAAAGAAUUCACAUUGAGAUGAGGAAAGAGAAUGCGUUGGGAACAAUUCCUGUAUCUUUUCAUAUCCCUGCUUGUACACUUGCUAAUGGAGUUACAUAAACAUUAAAUUGAUUAA